Molecule: messenger RNA, 495 nt
Organism: Salvia splendens (bonfire salvia)
Lineage: Eukaryota; Viridiplantae; Streptophyta; Magnoliopsida; Lamiales; Lamiaceae
Product: tuberculostearic acid methyltransferase UfaA1
Exons: 7
Coding region: 1-495 (164 amino acids)
Molecular function (GO): methyltransferase activity
Source: RefSeq, a predicted model, not a curated record
AUGAAAUAUGCAAGAAUUAAUAAAGAUCAUCACAUUCUAGAGAUUGGAUUUGGAUGGGGAAAUUUAGCCCUCGAAGAUCAAGUCGAACUUCUUCUUUGUGACUACCGCCAAUUGCCUAACAACCAUAGAUAUGACAGGAUAAUAUCAUGUGAGGUGUUAGAACAUGUGGGGCAUGAAUAUAUGGAAGAAUAUUUUAAAUGCUGUGAAUCCUCAUUAGCCACCAACGGUAUUCUUGUUCUUCAGUUCAUAGCAAUAGCUGAUGAGAAAUAUGAAGAGAAGAGGCGCAGCAAUGACUUCAUCAAGGAAUUCAUAUUCCAUGGUGGAUGUCUGCCUUCACUUAACCGCGUCAUAUCUGCAAUGGCUGCAUCAUCCAGACUUAGUCGAAUUCGGGCUCUUGGAUUUGAUGAGAAGCUCAUACGGACAUGGGAAUACUAUUUUGACUACUCUGCUGCUGGAUUCAAAUAUUGUAAUGUUGGAGAUUAUCAGGCUUUUUAG